UACCCUGAAUUUGUAACGUGGGAUAUCAUAUCGAUUGAUCAACGUUCCACCAGGCUUUCUACUCCGUGGAUACUUCUUGCAUUAACCAAUCUCAUAAUUUCAAAAGAUCAUCCCGUUACUCCCGAUACUCUGGGUAUCUGCUAACACGUCCGUAGCCUACAACAAUGGAUCUUUUGUGGCAACACUGUAGUGUCACUGAGCCAAAACGCGUCAGCGUGUCCCCCAAGCCCAAAUGCGCUUUCAUCCUUCAAUCUGGGACAGGAGAAUCUUUUGUGCGCGCCCAGAGUCCGGCCAGGGUCACCAUGGAAACAAGCUUCAGCGCAAUAGAUAGUCCUCUGCUCGCGAAAGGGUAACGGACAAAGUUUGGACGAUGCUAUGUGUGUCUUAGAAUUCCUGGCGCCUUCUUUCUAAUUUUGCUCACUUGCUUUGGCAAUGUUAACUAAUGUUCAUAAUGGCAGUAAACUCUACAAGUGAAAUAACCCUUGUUAUAAAUGUUGUUGAUGAAGCAAGGAAUAAUCAAAAUAUCCAUCACCAACAUUCCUUACAAGACUAAAAGUGAUUAAGACAUUGCAAAUUACACCGAUAUUUUAGAGGCUUUCUGUUGUACUGUACAGCUGGCUGUCGGCUUUAAAACAACAUUGCCAUCAUGCGGACAGUAGACAUCAUUGCCCUAACAAACGACAUGCUUCAAAACGAUUGGCUGUUGUCUUUUUGAGUCAUUUCCUGCAUAUGACUUUCCCCGGGAAGCUGAUUUGGCGCGGAAUCUUCGGUUGUGUUUUUAUGUACUGAGAGCGAGCUGAAGGUUAUCAAAAAAAUUCAGGAUUAAAAAAAUCAAUGGCUCCGGUUUCUAACCCAGAGAAAGAUGUGGACAACCCGGACGGCGGGGAUGACUGUGGCCUCGCAGUGGGUCGUUCUCGGAGGGAGAAAAAGGAGAAGACCGGGAGAAAGUCCGCUCUGGAACAGCUGAAGAAAGCUAAGAGGGGGGAGAAAGUCAAAUAUGAGGUUGAGGAUCUGACCCGUGUGUACGAGGAGGUGGACGAGGAGCAGUACUCCCGUAUGGUGAGGGAGCGGCAGGACGAUGACUGGAUCAUUGAUGACGAUGGCACCGGGUAUGUUGAGGACGGGAGGGAGAUAUUUGAUGAGGAUUUGGGGGAUGACGUUUUGGAGAAAAGCACCAAAGGUAAAGCAGGUGCAAUAGGAUCCGACUCGAAGAAGAACAAUAAGAAAUCUGCAGUGGCCAAACCCAACAGCAUCAAGAGCCUCUUCAUGAACAGCAAUGUCAAGAAACCUGCUGAGAAAGAUGUGGACCUGUCCAAAGAUGACCUGCUGGGGGACAUUCUUCAGGACCUCCACUCUGAGAGGCCGUUGUCCAUGACCCCCCCUCCGGUCAUCACUCUGAAGAAGAAGAAAGUCCUUGGAACUCCCAUGAAUCCGUUCUCCAUCAAACCCCAAACGCCAAAGGAGUCACCCUCUACCCAGGUGACAAAGGUUAAACGGCCUCCUCCUGGUGUGCUGACCCCUCUGGAGCCUUCCCGACCCCUGACCUCCAGACCGUCUGAUCCGGUGGAGAAGAAGAGGGUGACUGAAGAUGUUGUGGAGGAGGAAAACCCUCUCCAGUUUGACGGAGUGGACUUCGAUGAGCCGAUGGACUUGGGUGUUGAACAAGAAGACGAGGAGCUUGUGAAGGAGGAGGAGCUAGAGAGUAGCUCUUCUGUUAAAGUUGAACCCAAAGAAGAAGCGCCGGACCCAGUCUUGAUGAGGGGGGGGCUUGGGGGGUCUUGGGGUCAGGAGGAGGAGGGGGGCGACGAGACCCAUGUGGAGGUGCAGGUCGACUCCAGCAGUCUCCCGACGGUUGAAGGGCCGGAUGGAGAACUCAUGUUCCGCUUCUAUUGGCUGGACGCCUUUGAGGACCAGUACAGCCAACCAGGUGUGGUGUACCUGUUCGGUAAGGUGUGGAUUGAGUCUGCCCAGGACCACGUAAGCUGCUGUGUGUCGGUGAAGAACAUCGAGAGGACCAUGUAUUUCCUUCCCCGCGAACGUAAGGUGAACACGAAGACAGGCGAGGAGUCAGACACUCCGGUGGGGAUGAUGGACGUUUAUCAGGAGUUCAACGACCUCUCGGAGAAGUUCAAGAUCAUGAAGUUCAAGUCCAAGAAAGUGCAGAAGAGCUACGCCUUUGAGAUCGCUGAUAUCCCUACAGAGUCAGAAUACCUAGAAGUCAGAUACUCUGCUGAGUAUCCAUCUCUGCCCUCCGACCUGAAGGGGGCGACGUUCUCCAAAAUUUUUGGAACCAACACCUCCAGCCUUGAACAUCUUCUUCUCAGCAGGAAAAUCAAAGGACCGUGCUGGCUAGACAUCCAGACCCCACAGCUGACCGGCCAGCCUGUGAGUUGGUGUAAGGUGGAAGCGGUGGCGUUGCGGAGUGACCUGGUCACCGUGGUGAAGGACCUGCCCCCGCCGCCACUCACCGUCAUGUCCAUCAGCCUGAAGACCGUCCAGAACACCAAGACGCACCACAACGAGAUUGUGUCCCUGGCUGCUUUGGUCCACCACCGUUUCCACCUGGACAAGGCCCCCCCUCGACCCCCCUACCAGACACACUUCUGUGUGGUCAGUAAACCCAACGACUGUAUCUUUCCUUAUGACUUCAAGGAGGCUGUGAAGAAGAAGAAUGGGAAGGUAGAGAUUGCAGCCACUGAGAGGACACUGCUGGGGUUCUUCCUGGCCAAGAUGCACAAAAUUGACCCUGAUGUGAUUGUGGGUCAUGACAUCUUUGGCUUUGACCUGGAAGUGCUCCUUCAGAGGAUCACCGUCUGCAAAGUCCCCCACUGGUCCAAGAUGGGACGCCUCAGGAGAAUAACCAUGCCCAAGCUAGGGGGUCGCAGUGGGUUUGCUGAGAAGAGCGCCACCUGUGGCCGUCUGGUGUGUGACGUGGAGAUCUCGGCCAAGGAGCUGAUUCGCUGCAAGAGCUACCACCUGACUGAGCUGGCCUCUCAGGUGCUGAAGACCGAGAGAGCCACGGUACCUGCGGAGCACAUAAAAAAUCUCUACAGUGAUUCUCCUCACCUGUUGUACCUGCUGGAGUUGACCUGGACGGACGCCAAGCUGAUCCUCCAGAUAAUGUGUGAGCUCAACGUGCUGCCUCUCGCCCUGCAGAUCACCAACGUAGCGGGGAAUGUCCUGUCCCGGACUCUGAUGGGGGGGCGUUCUGAGAGGAAUGAGUAUCUGCUGCUCCAUGCCUUCCAUGACAAGAACUACAUCGUACCUGACAAACCCAGUUUCAAGAAGGCCCAGCAAGAACAGGUGGAUGGUGAGGAAGAGGGAGACUUGGGUAAAGGGAAGAGCAGAAGGAAGAAGGCAGCUUAUGCAGGUGGAUUGGUACUGGAUCCCAAAGUGGGCUUCUACGAUAAGUUUGUGCUGCUACUGGACUUCAACAGUCUGUAUCCGUCCAUCAUCCAAGAAUUCAACAUCUGCUUCACCACUGUACAGAGACAGGCCCACAACACGCAUAAGAAGACUGAGGACGACGACCCCGAUGAGAUUCCGGAGGUUCCGGAUGUGGACCUGGAGAUGGGCAUCCUGCCUAAAGAGAUCCGGAAGUUGGUGGAACGACGUAAACAAGUGAAACAGCUGAUGAAAGCACAAGACCUCAACCCUGACCUCUACCUCCAGUAUGACAUCCGUCAGAAGGCUCUUAAGCUAACCGCUAACAGUAUGUACGGCUGUCUGGGGUUCAGCUUCAGCCGCUUCUACGCCAAGCCACUGGCCGCGCUCGUCACACACAAGGGCAGAGAGAUCCUGAUGCACACUAAAGACAUGGUCCAGAAAAUGAACCUGGAAGUGAUCUACGGUGACACAGACUCCAUCAUGAUCAACACGAACAGCUCCAGCCUGGAGGAGGUCUACAAACUGGGGAACAAGGUGAAGGCCGAGGUGAACAAGCUCUACAAGCUCCUGGAGAUUGACAUUGAUGGGGUGUUCAAGUCCCUGCUCCUGCUGAAGAAGAAGAAGUACGCCGCCCUGGUGGUGGAGCCGCACGCGGACGGCCGCUACAGCACCAAGCAGGAGCUCAAAGGCCUGGACAUCGUGAGGAGGGACUGGUGUGACCUGGCCAAGGACUGUGGCAACUAUGUGAUUGGUCAGAUCUUGUCAGACCAGAACCGGGACGUCAUUGUGGAGAACAUCCAGAAUCACCUGGUGGAGUUGGGAGAAAAGGUUGCUAACGGGAGCAUCCCGCUCAACCAGUUCCAGAUACACAAAGCCCUGACUAAAGACCCCCAGGACUAUCCAGACAGGAAGUCUCUUCCUCACGUCCACGUGGCCCUCUGGAUCAACUCUCAGAGCGGACGGAAGGUCAAGGCCGGGGACACCAUCUCAUACAUUAUCUGCCAGGAUGGUUCUACUUUGCCGGCGAGUCAACGGGCCUAUGCCUUGGAACAGCUCCAGAAGCAGGCUGGCCUGAGCCUGGACACCCAGUACUACCUAGCCCAGCAAGUGCACCCUGUGGUGGGCAGGAUCUGUGAGCCCAUCGAAGGCAUCGACGGAGUCCUUAUCGCUACAUGGCUGGGUCUGGACCCCAGUCAGUUCCGGGGCCAGCAGCAGAGCCAGAGGGAAGAGGAGGGAGAUGGAUUCUUGGGCGCUCCGGUGCAACUCACGGACGAGGAGAAAUACAAAGACUGCGAACGCUUCGAGUUCCCCUGUCCUCUCUGUGGCACGGACAAUGUCUACGACAAUGUGUUUGAGGGAGCGGGCCCGAGGGUGGAGCCGUCUCUGCUGCGAUGCUGUAACCCCUCUUGUGCGGGGCGGCCCCUGGACUACCCCAUUAACAUCAGCAACAAGCUGUCGCUGGACACCCGCAGGCACAUCAAGAAGUACUACAGCGGCUGGUUGGUCUGUGAGGAUCUGGCGUGUCAGAACCGAACCCGGAGGUUGCCGAUUUCCUUCUCCAGGUCUGGACCCAUAUGCCCAGCCUGCACCCGCUCCACCCUCAGACCAGAGUACUCCGAGAAGGCUCUCUACGUCCAGCUGUGCUACUACAGGUUUAUCUUCGACUGGGAGUAUGCCGUUGCCAAAGUACUGCAGACUGCGGAGGAGAGAGGGGCAGUGAAGGGAAGAUGGAAGGUGGAGCCAGAGGUCUACAGGAAGUUAAAAGACGUUCCUGACCGUGCCCUCGCUGCCAGUGGUUACUCUGAGGUCAACCUCUCCAAACUCUUCCAAGCCUUUACUUCUCUCAAGUAAACCCCACCUGACCCCCCACCCCCACCACCAAACACGUUUGGAAAUUGGCCAGUGGUGAUUACGUGACUGAGGUGUCCUAUCAGAGUGGAGUUUUGGGACAGUGAAGGCCCACCCCCUGGAUGUAACUUGGUUUCCAUUUUGAACCGGGUUCUCUCAUACAACGCAUUGUGUUUGAUGACGUUUUAAAAGUUUGCAUGUUUGAGGUGGACUUUGGCCUGGAUGCCAUGCUUGUGUAUCUCCUUCAUGCUGUGAAUCUGAUUUUGAAUGAGAUCAGGAUGAUCUGGUGUGUGAACCUUCAUAUGAAACUGGGACAUCAAGAUGAUGGAUUGGGGGGGGUGUCUAAUCGAGUGACACAGCGAGGUAAGUGACACAGCGACAGACAGCUGGGUUAGGGGGGAACCUGUGUUAACAGAGAGAUGCGCCAGAAUGUCCCCUCAGCGCUUAGACUCAUGCGAACACGCGCAAUAAGGCAGUGAUGCGAGGCCUGACCUGUGAGUCUGCAGAACUCCUGCUGAGGGUUGGGCACUCUUCAGAAUUACCCCAAUUGUGAGUGAGUGUGUUGGACAGAGUGAGUGGAAGGACUCAAGUUGGUUCUUUUUUUGAUCUUCUUGUUGAUUUCUUUAUCCCUUCGUUUAAGUAAUUACCUAUGUAAUUCUUUGUAAUUUUUCAUGUACAACUGAACUUUUUGUAUUUUUGUGAGUCAGCUUUUACAUACAUGGAAUGUGUUUUGUGAUACCCAACCUUAAAUAAA
This is a messenger RNA of Esox lucius (northern pike), 5989 nucleotides long. RefSeq names its product polymerase (DNA directed), alpha 1 (gene pola1). Gene Ontology annotation, molecular function: pyrimidine nucleotide binding; single-stranded DNA binding; DNA replication origin binding. Bases 835 to 5238 code for a protein of 1467 amino acids. Gene Ontology annotation, biological process: DNA replication; lagging strand elongation; mitotic DNA replication initiation. The record is from RefSeq and is a predicted model, not a curated record. Lineage: Eukaryota; Metazoa; Chordata; Actinopteri; Esociformes; Esocidae. The transcript is spliced from 37 exons. Gene Ontology annotation, cellular component: alpha DNA polymerase:primase complex.